Molecule: messenger RNA, 1191 nt
Organism: Cylindrotheca closterium
Lineage: Eukaryota; Bacillariophyta; Bacillariophyceae; Bacillariales; Bacillariaceae
Source: the annotation of a GenBank genome assembly
AUGAGUCGUGAUCCGCCGCGAAAGAAACCGAAAUCGAAUGAGGAAGCGGAGCCUGACGAGGAUGACGAAGAAGUGCCUGGUCUCCCUUUGGAAAGUGUUGGAUACUACAAUAUCAGGCAACUCGAAUUGGUAUUGCCUUUCGAACAAGAUGUUGGAUCCAUUGGAGAUCUUGCCGUCGCCGAGCAUGACGACGAAAGCGCUUCGUUGUUUUCUUUGUUCCCAACGCUUCAGGACUUGGAUUGGCAGGAACCAAAUGCUUCGCAGAACGCGAGUCCUUCGGCAUUUGCGUCCUUUGAAGACUUCGAAAACCGACUGACAGGGCUCAUUUUUGGAGCCCACCGCGAUCUUUCUUUGCUGGGUAUCCAACUCCUCGACAGUCCAAAUGUGAGACAGCUUCGAGUUCUUUUACCGGAGUACAGUGACCUUUUAGUUGCAGUGAUUCUGCAGUUGAUUGCUUGGACAGAGACACGCGAACCUAGGGCUAGGUUGCUUAUUCCAAUCCAUCAACCACCCGACGCACGGAUUUCUCAACCCAAUCAAUCAACUACAGUAACGCCGCAAGUAAUAGAUCACUCCUCUGGUAGGAUUGGCAUUAUUCACAAAUGUUGGAAGUGUGGUGAGCCGAUGAAAGGACAUUCCUGCCGUCUUCCUCCUGAAACAGAAGUUCCCGGAUUGUUCGAAGGGCAUGAUGGAAGGAUGUGGAAGAUUCGUCUCGCUAUGGAUGUAAUUGAGGAGAUGAAUGAUGCCGCCAAAGAAAAUGGUGUGGAGAAGCCGCUUGCCGACGAACAAUGUGGCAAGGGCGUGCAAAAGAAGAGAGGAACGUACCUCUGCAACUUCUGCUUGUACCCCAAGAAGUCAGAGUUCCACCGAAAGCAUUGCAUUCUGCGUCCCAGAACGAAGGUCACACUAGGAGGAGAAGAUGGUAAGACUUGGUUGCAUGCGACUCUAGUUGGGCGUGUAAGCAAGUCGAAAGCGCGCUUGAAAGAAGUAGGUGAAGGGAAGGUUUUGGAGAACGGUGAAGAUGAAGCUGCCGAAGAUGACAGGAAACCUUCAGCGAAGGACAGGAAUAGGGAGAGUGAUGGUGAUGGAGGCAAGGGAGAUGGCAAAGACGGUGAUAAUGACGAUCCACCAAGUGGAGACGGUGACGGUAACGGUGAUGGAGUUUCAGGAGUGGCAAGUUAUCCAGUUUGA